This is a messenger RNA of Cydia pomonella (codling moth), 3339 nucleotides long. RefSeq lists its product as uncharacterized. The transcript is spliced from 21 exons. The coding region runs from base 99 to 3269 and encodes 1056 amino acids. Lineage: Eukaryota; Metazoa; Arthropoda; Insecta; Lepidoptera; Tortricidae. The record is from RefSeq and is a predicted model, not a curated record. Gene Ontology annotation, molecular function: oxidoreductase activity, acting on paired donors, with incorporation or reduction of molecular oxygen; iron ion binding; monooxygenase activity.
AAUUAGAUUACGUGUUAGUCUUGAUUGGAGCAUAGUUUGGAGCAGACGUGUUAUUUUUGGUAUUUCAACAUUAUCGAACGUGCAAUUUCGUGCAAACAAUGUUACUCUACCUAUGGAUAUUAGCAGUGAUAGCGGCGAUAUACCUUUACUGCCGACAAAUUUACUCAAGGUUCAGCAAAUAUGGAGUCAAGAAUCCGAAACCUUUGCCCCUUUUGGGGAACAUGAGUUCUAUCAUAUUCAGAACUAAAAGCUUCGUUGAUGUGGUUGAUGAGCUCUAUAACAAAUUCCCUGAAGAAAGGUUUGUUGGCAACUUUGAGUUCGUAAAGCCGGUGUUAUUAAUUAGAGAUAUCGAACUUAUCAAGAAGGUUACUGUUAAGGACUUCGAGUACUUCCUCGAUCAUCGCUCAUUCGUCAGUGAAGACAUCGACCCUUUCUUUGGAAGGAACUUGUUCUCGCUAAAAGGUCAAGAAUGGAAGGAUAUGCGUUCAACGUUAAGCCCAGCAUUCACGAGCUCGAAGAUGAAGCACAUGCUGCCAUUCAUUGUCGAGGUGGGCAACCAGAUGGUCAUCUCGCUGGACCAGCAGUUGAAGGAGUCAAAAAGGGGUUACAUAGACAUCGAAACAAAGGACUUGGCAACUUACUAUGCAAAUGACGUCAUAGCGUCCUGUGCCUUCGGCCUGAAAGUAGACUCCCACCUUGAGCCCCAGAACCAGUUCUACAAAAUGGGAUAUAAGGCUUCCAACUUUGGCUUUGCGGCGAUUCUGAAGUUCUUUGGAUAUUCCUCCUUUCCAUUCCUUAUGAAGUUAAUGAAGUUGAAUUUGUUUCCGGAAGAUGUGACGAACUUCUUUCAACACUUAGUUCUCAGCACGAUGAAGGACCGUGAAGUGCACAAUAUUCUGCGACCGGACAUGAUACAUCUGCUUAUGGAAGCCAAGAAAGGUCAGCUUGUUCAUGAAGAAAAUUCUGGUAAAGAUGCUGAUGCAGGUUUUGCUACAGUAGAAGAGUCUAAUGUUGGCAAGAAGACUAUUGAUAGAGCUUGGUCAGAUGUUGAUCUAAUCGCGCAAGCAGUCCUUUUCUUCAUCGCCGGUUUCGAAACCGUUUCAACAGCCAUGACCUUCCUUCUUUAUGAGCUGGCCCUCAACCCUGAUGUACAAGAGAGGCUGGCAGAGGAAGUAAGAGAACAUGAGAAGAAAAGUGGCGGCAAGUUUGACUACAACUCCAUUCAGAACAUGGUUUAUAUGGAUAUGGUGGUCUCAGAAUCAUUGAGAUUAUGGCCUCCAGCUGUUGCAACAGAUCGCAUUUGCACGAAGGACUACAAUUUGGGUAGACCCAACGACAAAGCUACUCAAGAUUUUAUUUUGAAAAAAGGUGAAGGCCUCAACGUACCAGUAGCGGCGAUUCAUCGCGACCCGAAUUACUUCCCUAACCCUAAGAAGUUUGAUCCUGAGCGCUUCUCUGAGGAGAACAAGCAUAUGAUCCAGCCCUUCACUUAUCUGCCUUUUGGUCUUGGACCAAGAAACUGUAUUGGCUCCCGCUUCGCGCUGUGCGAAGUGAAGGUGAUGGUAUACCAGCUCAUUCAGCGCUAUGAGUUGAUGCCGUGCGAAAGAACCACCAUCCCCUGCGAACUGGCCAAGGACAACUUCAACCUGAGGAUCAAGGGCGGGCAUUGGUUGAGGCUCAAACCGAGGAUAAUGUUAGUCUACAUAUGGAUAGCAGCUGUAUUAGCGGCGAUAUACCUGUACUGUCGCCAAAUUUACUCAAGAUUCAGCAAAUAUGGAGUCAAAAAUAUGAAACCUGUACCCCUGUUCGGGAACAGUGGUCCUAUGAUACUCAGAACUAAAUGUUUCUUUGAAAUCCUUGUUGACGUGUAUAAUAAGUUCCCUGAAGAAAGGUUUGUGGGCUUUUUUGAAUUCCUAAGGCCGAUGACAAUAAUUAGAGAUAUCGAACUCAUCAAGAAGGUCACGGUUAAGGAUUUUGAAUACUUCCUUGAUCAUCGCUCAUUUGUCAGUGAAGAAGCCGACCCUAUCUUUGUUUCAGGUCAGGAAUGGAAGGACAUGCGUUCAGCCUUAAGCCCAGCAUUCACGAGCUCGAAGAUGAAGCACAUGCUGCCAUUCAUAGUGGAAGUGGGCAACCAGAUGGUUUUGUCUUUGGACCGUCAGUUGAAGGAAUCGAAGAAGGGGUAUAUAGACAUCGAAACUAAAGACCUGUCAACCUACUAUGCAAAUGACGUCAUAGCAUCAUGUGCCUUUGGCUUAAAAGUGGACUCCCUCUUAGAGCCCUACAAUGAGUUCUACAAGAUGGGAUAUAAGACUUCUACCUUUGGCUUCGCGGCGAUUCUAAAGGUCUUUGGAUAUUCAAACUUCCCACGGCUCAUGAAGCUAAUCAAGAUGAAUCUCUUCCCCGCUGAUGUGACAAACUUCUUCCAACACUUAGUCCUCAGCACGAUGAAGGACCGUGAAGUGCACAAUAUUCUGCGACCGGACAUGAUUCAUCUGCUUAUGGAAGCCAAGAAAGGUCAGCUUGUUUAUGAAGAUAAUACUGUCACUGAUGUUGAUGCCGGAUUUGCUACAGUAGAAGAAUCUAAUGUUGGAAAGAAGGCUAUUAACAAAGAAUGGGCUGACAUAGAUCUAGUCGCACAAACAGUCCUUUUCUUCAUCGCCGGUUUCGAGACGGUCUCCACAGCCAUGGCUUUUUUACUUUACGAGCUGGCUCUGAACCCUCAAGUCCAGGAGAAACUAGCUCAGGAAGUGAGGGAACACGAUAAGAGGAGUGGCGGCAAGUUUGACUACAACUCCAUUCAGAACAUGGUUUAUAUGGAUAUGGUGGUCUCAGAAUCAUUACGACUUUGGCCUCCUGCUUUUUUAGCAGAUCGACUUUGCACAAAGGACUACAAUAUGGGCAGACCCAACGAUAAAUCUACAAAAGACUUUAUUUUGAAAAAAGGUGACAGCAUCAACGUACCAGUGGCGGCAAUUCAACGUGACCCGAAAUACUUUCCAAACCCCUUGAAAUUUGAUCCUGAGCGCUUUUCUGAGGAGAACAAGCAUAAGAUACAGCCCUUCACUUACAUGCCUUUUGGUCUGGGUCCAAGAAACUGCAUUGGGUCCCGGUUCGCAUUGUGCGAAGUGAAGGUGAUGGUGUACCAGCUCGUCCAGCACUACGUGCUGAUGCCGUGCGAGAAAACCACCAUCCCUUGCGAACUGACAAAGGAAAGCUUCAACCUGAGGAUCAAAGGCGGACAUUGGCUGAGGUUUAAGCCGCGGACAUAGGCUAAAUGUGUAAACUAAAAGAUGUGUGAAGAAAUAUGUGAUAGUAAAUGUGAGAAAGUAACUGCCGCAA